AUGGUUUUCAAACCAUUCACCCACCUCGCGCGCCAGUCUUUCACCAAAGCCUUCACUCAUGGCUAUGCUCAGUCCGUAGUCGCUGCAUCGCAGACCUACGCGUCAACCACUCCCUUCAACCCACUUUCCGUCCAAUCCGCCAAGUUCUCCCGGACAACUCAAUUACAAAACUCUUUCUCUAAUGCCUCCAGCUCGUCCGGCGCUGGCGCAAAGACAAGCUCCGGCUCCGGAGGUGGUGAUGGGGGCUUAGCUGCCUACUAUACCGCGUGGCAGAAUGCCCAGCAGACCGGCGAUGACAGCGAUUGGACUCAAUAUGAGUUCAACCGUCGCAUCGGCUGGAAACCCUCGGACGAGGCCGACCGUACCGAAGACCGCGCCGCGUCCGAGUCCAUCCCUCCCCACCCCACCAAAGCCGCUGUAAACGACGAUGUAAGCGCCCAGGUCGAGGAGGCCGUCGCCCGUGAGAUUCAGAUUCAGGAGGAGCAAGCGCAGGCCGAGGAGGCGGCGCUGAGCGCCGAGCCUGCCGAGGAAGUCGCGCAGGUGUCGGAGGCAUCGCAAGUGGCCUCGGACGGCAUUGUGGGAUUGGUCGCAGACAAGAAGUUUGCGGACAUCCCAGCUGCAUUCGAGGCUCUGCUUCGCGAUGGCCUGACACCGACGGUACAGGCGUACAAUGCCUUGCUGGUGGCUGCAAUUCGCUUGCACCCCGAUGCUGCUCAGGCCAUCCCGAAGGCUCUCGAUGUUUACUCUGACAUGCUUCGUCGUAGGGUAAUUCCCGAUGAAGACACCUAUGAGACUUUGGUUCAUCUGCUCGUUACCCGGGCUCACGAUAUCAUCAAGGCCAAGCAGGUCCUCGAGAACCAGCGAGCCCGCUUCGGUGGAAUGGAAGAGCAAGGCAAAUUCAUGCUUCAGUCGAGCGAAUUGGAACAUGCCAUCCUCCUCGAGGAUACCUCUUUGUCCAUUGCCGUCAAGCUCUUCAACACCGCCGCUUCGCGCCACAGCCGACUUGCAUUCCCCGUUGAGACUUACCGUCAGCUCAUCAUCGCCUGUGCCAAGGAAGGCAAGGCCGACGAUAUGAUCCGCGUCUAUGCCCACAUGGAGUCCCACAAGGUUACUCCUCACGCCACGAUCUUCCCUUCGAUGAUUACUGCGUUCGCCUCUGCUAGCGAUCUCCGCAGUGCCGUCGAAUGCUACAACGAGUACCGCAGCCUGGCUGUUUCCGAUGACAGCGGUGUUUUCAGCAUCGUGGAGCGUCAGGAUGGUCAGGUUUAUGCUGCUUUGAUCCGCGCCUAUCUGUCUUGCGACAAGGAAGCCGGAGCCCUGCAGUUCCUUGACAAGAUUCGGUCUUCCUUCGACGAAGUGACUGAGGGUCGCCAGGAUCGGUGGUCCGCAGUGGAGAGCAUCAUCAUUGAGGAUGCGUUUGUGCAGCAUUCCCUUGAUACCUUCAAAUACGGCCAGGCUCUGGAACAGGCUAAGGACCAGUUGCAUGAUGUGGCCCGUGAUCAGGCCAUCUCCCGCAUUUGCAUCGCCGCCGCUGACGCCGACGAUCUCCCCACUGCCUCCGCAGCAUAUGAUAGUCUGCCCACCGCUCCCGAUGCGCGACAGAACCCGGCUAUUUCCCUGCUGGCGCUUCACGUCCGCCGGGGCAAUGUUUCGGCGGCCCGUUCCUUGUGGAUCAUGUUGAACACAGUGGGUCAGGCAACCCCGGAUAUGGUUCAGCCGACAGCCAUGUAUGCGGUCGCGUUGCUCAAGAGCGGAAAUGUUGAGGAGGGUCUGCACCAGGCCCGUAACAUGUUCACCCGCAUUCGCAACGCAUCCCCGGAAAAGCAGAACAUCGUCGUCCGCGAACAAAUUGUCGAGUCGCUUCACAUCUUCGGUCGUGUUCUCAUGCAGUCGGCCGCUGUUCUCUCUCCCCAAGCUUCCAUGUCACUCCUGUGGUCCAUGCUCGAGAACGGCGGUCUAGUAUCGCCGCUAGCCGAGCACGCUGUCGCUAACCUUGGUCCCAUUGGUAUCUCUCAGCUGAAGCCUGCCGACCUUACCCUUGCUCUCCAAGUCCAGGCUGGUAUGUUGGCGAGCAGCAGCUCGAUGCUUUUCGAUGUUGCUCACCCCGUUCGCUUUGCCCACAUGCUCGAUGUCGCCCUGUCUUCUUCCCUCCCCAUGGACCUCUACACGACCAGUAUUGUCGACCAGGCCGUUGGCCGGUUGUACGUGAGCAACCCUGACAUCGUCAAGAAAUGGCAAGAUCAUCUGGGUGCCAACACCCCGACCUCGGUGUCGCCCGCUCGCGUGUUUUCCGAAAGCCACAGCCCUGUAUCCAUGGCUGAGACUUCCAUCACUACGCCUGCUGCACCUGAGUCGUUUGAUCCCUACGCCCACGCAACUGACUUCCGUGGAUCUGCCAUGAUCGCCGAUGAGCUCGAGAAGACCAGCGGACGUGCUGAAACCCAUCUCAACGAGGCCCUGAACCGUCUCAACAGCAUUCGUCGUACUGGUCGUCACCCGCGUUACAUCACCUAUGCCAAGUUGAUCACUGCCGCCUCCAAGACCGGUCGCAUGAGCCUGGCCCACGAGAUUCACAACAUGGCCCGUUCGGACGUUCCGCUCGACAUGAACUUCACUGCCGUCAAGUACGGUUGGGUUUCCAUCCUCGACGCUAUGGUCGCUGCCUGUCUCACCCUCGGCGAUCGCCAGCUGGCGGCUCAGUACCACAAGGAGCUUCUCACCCUCGGCUCCGCUCCCUCAGCCAACACGUUCGGUUUGUACAUCACCACUCUCAAGGAGUCUACCAAGACCUUUGACGAGGCCACCGAGGCCCUCAAGGUCUUCCACCGUGCUGUUGCUGAGGGCGUUGAGCCCACCUCCUUCCUGUACAACGCUCUCAUUGGAAAGCUCGGCAAGGCCCGUCGCAUAGACGACUGUCUUGCAUACUUUGCUGAGAUGCGCGCCAACAACGUCCGCCCAACCAGUGUCACCUACGGAACCAUUGUGAACGCCCUGUGCCGUGUCAGUGACGAGCGCUUCGCCGAGGAGAUGUUUGAAGAAAUGGAGUCCAUGCCUAACUACAAGCCGCGCCCCGCGCCUUACAACUCUAUGAUCCAAUACUUCCUCAACACCAAGGGUGAUAUCAGCAAGGUUCUCGCCUACUACGAGCGCAUGCAGGCUCGCAACAUCCAACCGACCAUGCAUACCUACAAGCUUCUCAUUGACGCCCAUGCCUCCCUUGAGCCGGUCAACAUGGCUGCCGCCGAGGCCGUUUUGGAAACCAUGAAGGCCGCCGGUCAACACCCCGAUGCUGUUCACUACGCCUCCCUUGUCCACGCCAAGGGAUGUGUCCAGCAUGACCUCGAGGGUGCUCGCAAGAUCUUCGACACUGUUCUGUCCGACCGCCGCGUCCGCGUCCAGCCCUGCCUCUACCAAGCCCUGUUCGAGUCCAUGGUCGCCAACCACCGCGUCGCCGACACUGAGCCCAUCGUCCAGGACAUGCUCGCCCGCAAGGUCGAGAUGACCGCGUACAUUGCCAACACGCUGAUUCACGGCUGGGCCGCUGAGGGCGACGUCACCAAGGCCAAGGCCGUCUACGACAGCAUCGGCAUCCAGAAGCGCGAGCCCAGCACCUACGAGGCCAUGACCCGCGCUUUCCUGAGUGCCGAUCAGCGCCCCAGUGCCACCGCCAUCGUCCAGGAGAUGAUGUCCCGCGGCUACCCUUCUGCUGUCUCUGGCAAGAUCGUCGAUCUCGUCGGUACCUCUUCUUCUCUUUAA
This is a messenger RNA of Penicillium olsonii, 3756 nucleotides long. The record is from the annotation of a GenBank genome assembly. Lineage: Eukaryota; Fungi; Ascomycota; Eurotiomycetes; Eurotiales; Aspergillaceae.